Messenger RNA from Notothenia coriiceps (black rockcod), 1167 nucleotides. It is a transcript of the gene mri1, whose product is annotated as methylthioribose-1-phosphate isomerase 1. The coding region runs from base 403 to 1167 and encodes 254 amino acids. Gene Ontology annotation, molecular function: S-methyl-5-thioribose-1-phosphate isomerase activity. The transcript has 5 exons. The record is from RefSeq and is a predicted model, not a curated record. NCBI's taxonomy places the organism in Eukaryota, Metazoa, Chordata, Actinopteri, Perciformes, Nototheniidae.
UGGGCGUGGACACCGAGGCUCUGGCUUCCUGCUCGGUGAACACGUGGUUCCGUGUCAGCCUUCUUGCUUGUCUGUCAGUGUGUGAAGGUUUUCUUCUCUCACUCCUCACCCCAUAGCUCUCCCCUCUAUCCUCCCGUGCCACACUGCAGACCUCCUUCUCUCGUGACUCUGUCCCACCCGCACCUCCUCCUGCUCCUCCGCGUGCGGCUACACUUAGCUUCUCCUCUUUGCUACGGCUCGCGUGGACUACCGACAUCCAGGCCGCGGUCCCUUCAACGUGUAUCUUCCCAAUAGAGUGUGAAAGUGUGUGUGUGCGACAGAGAUUGUGUGUGCGUGUGCGCGCACCCGCAGCCGGUCUCUCCGUGUUCUUUCUCCCCCGCCAUCCCUCCUCGUUGUUCGGUCAUGACGCUGGAAUCGAUCCGCUACCGGGCCGGGUCUCUGCAGAUCCUGAACCAGCUGCUGCUGCCACACCAGACUACUUACGAGGAGAUCCGCUCGGUGCAGGACGCUUACGAGGCCAUCAAGUCCAUGAAGGUGCGGGGCGCCCCGGCCAUCGCCAUCGUCGGCUGCCUCAGCCUUGCUGUGGAGUUGCGAGCGGGCGCCGGGGGCGAUGACCCCGUGACCUUCAUCAGGGAGUCUCUGUGCCACCUGACCUCGGCUCGGCCCACCGCCGUCAACAUGGGCCGCGCCGCCCGAGAGCUGAUGGAGUUCGCUGAGAACGAGAGCAUGGAGAAGAACUCCGAACAGCUCAGAGAAAGUGUAAUCUCCUGGAUCGAAGACAUGCUGGAGCGUGAUGUCAACGACAACAAGAAGAUCGGUAACUAUGGCGCCCAGCACAUCCUGUCCGGCGUUCCGAGGGACUCUGUUACCAUCCUCACACACUGCAACACCGGCUCGCUCGCCACCGCUGGAUACGGGACAGCACUCGGCGUGGUGAGAAGCCUCCACACGCUGGGCAGGCUGAAGCGUGUGUACUGCACGGAGACGAGGCCGUACAACCAGGGGUCCAGACUGACGGCGUACGAGGCGGUCGCAGAAGGAAUCCCUGCUACCCUUAUCACCGACAGCAUGGCGGCCCUGACCAUGAGAGAAAUGAACAUCACAGAUCGCAAAUACCUCAUUGUUUCUGCCUACUUGGGGUCCGAAUGCGCCGUCCCGUUCAAAUGA